CCCUUCUUUCUCAAAGACUCACAUAACACGCUACUUUCAUCAUCACCAUGUGUCUGGUAUUUGUGUGCGACGAGGACGAGAGGGUUUUAGCGAGGCAACCAGCGCCAGGGGCGUGUCCGUACUGUGGAGGCAUGGUGCAAGCAACGGACGUUCAGAAGCAAUGGCGUUUCUGUUUUCUUCCUAUCUACUUUAAAACCAAGCGCAGAUAUUAUUGCACCAUCUGUACUAGAACACUCCAGAUCCAAUAGAUUCUACAAGACUACAACUUAUUCAUUUUUUGCAUCUUUUUAUGAUUUUGAUUUUUUUUUUUGUAUUGAUUCAUUGACAGAGGACCUACCCUGUUAAUAGACUAAGUAGAAGUCAUUAUGUUAGGUACUAGCACGGGCUUCCAGUUUUGUUCACAAGUCUCUGUAUAUAUAACAAAGUAUAGUGAGUUGUAAAUUGUUUUCUUGUUUGAAUUAGCCAUAAUUUUAGUUUACCUUUGGACGAUAUUUACACAUUUGUAAUAUUAUUAUUAAUAUUAUUUUUAAUUAUAAUGAAGUAA
Arachis stenosperma is the source of this 544-nucleotide messenger RNA. RefSeq lists its product as uncharacterized. The transcript has a single exon. The coding region runs from base 48 to 248 and encodes 66 amino acids. The record is from RefSeq and is a predicted model, not a curated record. Lineage: Eukaryota; Viridiplantae; Streptophyta; Magnoliopsida; Fabales; Fabaceae.